AUGCGCGCUUCGCAGGAGCCCCUCAUCGACCAAGCCCAGACUUGCUCGGCCGACGGAUCAGCCGCCUCGAGCUCCAACUCGCAACAAGAGCUGGUACCCGAGGCCCUCGAUCCUCAGCACGUUGACCGUGACCCUGGCCUUCCGGCCGACAGCAGCCAGGAGAGCGAACCCCCGCGAUCCAAGCGAAGCUCCAGGCGGAAGCGGAAGAAGAAGUUCAUUCUUGCCCCGGCCAACGUAUUUUCGCGACUGUUCUUCUUUUGGAUUUUCCAACUCGUGCAGCUUGCCCGAGCAGCCAGAGACAUCCGCAACGUGAGCCUCGGCCUUCGGCAGCAAGAGACGGCUCGCCUCAAUGGCGAUGCCCUCGAGGCCGUCUGGGAAGACCAGCUUGCAGCAGCCCAGAGUCCUCGAAAACCCUCGCUCGUCAUGGCCCUGAUCAAGGCCUUUGGUCGCCAGUAUGCCUUGCUCUCGCUGUGGAAGGUUGGAUGGGCGAUAUUCACGUGGCUUGGAUCGUACUAUCUGCUCAAGUGGAUCCUCAUCUGGAACCAGGACGGCCAGGGAAAGAGCGACCGCGAUCCGCUCAAGGGCCACCUGCUCGCCCUCGGCUUGCUCCUGAGUGCAUCGCUUUCGGCCGUGUGCUUCCACCAGCUUACGAUCCACUGCACCAGCAUCGGCGUGAAGAUUCGUGCUGCACUCAUGGUCAUGGUGUAUCGCAAGUCCCUCAAGCUCAGCUAUGUCAAGGGUGGGAUCGGAGAUGUGGUCAAUCUGAUCUCGAUCGAAUGCAACCGCAUCGCAGAGGCAUCGAUUUUUUGGAAUGCGCUGUGGUCCGCCAUCCUGGAGUCGCUCAUCAUCGUGGGUCUUGCGUACGACGACAUUGGAUGGAGUGGGAUCCCGUCCUUCCUGCUCGUGAUUCUUGUAUUUCUGCCGAUUCAGUACUAUCUGGCCACCCGCGUGGCCGAUUUUUCGUAUCAAUCCACGGUCCAGAUGACGCAGCGUGUGCAUCUCAUGAGCGAAGUCCUGACAACCAUCAAGCUCAUCAAGUUCUACGCAUGGGAACGCUACUAUGAGAAGCGCAUGAUCGAGGCUCGGCAGAAAGAGCUUCGGCUGAUGAGGAAGGCUCUGCUGCUCAAAGUCACCAGCUUUGUCGUUGUCUUCUCGUCGCCACUCCUGUCGACCCUCACGGGCCUGCUGAUCUACUACUAUGUCGCCAAGAAGACAUUCGAUAGCGUGAACGUGUUCACUCUCCUCAGCUUGUUCAACACUUUGCGCUAUCCGCUGCUGCUUCUGCCCACUGCCGUCAAGACACUCUCGGCAGCCAAGAUUGCCGUCAAGCGACUCGAGGACUUUCUGAGCCUGCCUGAAAUCGACGUGGCUGCCCUGGAACAAGCUCAUGUCCAUCGCGAUAUUCCGGACGAAAUCAACGCCUCUUUCAUCUGGGACGGCGAUCUGGACCAUCCUCACAUCUCCGAGCUUACGCUGGAGCUGCGUCGGGGUCAAAUCAUAGCCGUCGUUGGCGAUCUCGCUUCUGGAAAGUCCCUACUGGCGGCACUGAUGCGGCAGAUCAAGCUCACCGAUGGCGUCUUUGAAACUUAUGGUACAUGUGGCUAUGUCCCGCAGGAGCCGUGGAUCAUCAAUGCCAGCAUCCGCGACAACAUCCUCUUUGGACAUGAUCUGGACGAGCAGAAAUACGUUGAUGUCAUUCGACUCUGUGGCCUGACGGACGAUCUGCUGGCCCUCUCAAACGGCGACACGUCUCUGACGACCGAGUUGAACCUCUCGAACAGCCAGAAGCAGCGCAUCUCUCUGGCCCGCUGUGUUUAUCACGAUCCCGACAUCAUUUUCCUUGAAGACUGCCUCAGUGACUUUGACCAGAGCAUGGCCAAGCGGAUCUUCAAGGAACUGAUCAAAAACAAUCUGCUCAAGACCAAGGCCAUGAUCAUGGUCACUCAGCAGAAGCAGUUUUUGCCGGACUGCGACACCAUCCUGGUCCUGAAGAGCGGUCGAGUUGUCAUCCAGGGCUCCUUUGCUGAGCUCAAAGCCAAGAAGGUCAACUUUUCGUCCUGGGUUGCCCAAGAUAACCUGGAAGCCAACCAGGCCACCAUCCAGGCCAUCCAAACCCUCAACAGCCAGUCGAUCCAGAGCGCGCAGAUCGACGAAGCCACCAUCACCAUGAUGAUCGAGCGAGACAACCUGUCGAUCCUCAAGGGCUCCACGAACCGUCCACCCGUCAACUUUGUCAACCAGGACGUGGUCACCCGCACCGUCGACGCCAACCAGCUGACCGUCCACUCGGUCCUCAACCUGGACUUCCGCACCAACACGCUGAUGGAGGUCGGCAUUGCGCGGCGAAAGUUCCUUCGCAGCGACCAUCCGCUCGGAUCAUAUGCGCUUUACCUGGAGGAGGGCUCCGGCACGCUCCUCGGCGUGGCACUGGUGCUGCUGUUCUUUGCUGUUCACGCCAUCCGGUUCGCAAGCGCCGUUGCCUUUGGCGGUCUGUUCCGCGGCAUGUGGUUCUCCUGGGCCGUGAUGGAAAAGAGCAUCUCGCUGCACGACCGGACGCUUCGAGCGGUACUGCAGGCUCCCAUGUCUUUCUUCGACAUCACUCCUCUUGGUCAGAUCCUGUCGCACUUUGCCCGCCACCUCUACGUCGUCGAUGAGAUCUUGCCCGAGUCGCUGCUGCAGAUUCUGUCGUUUGCGCCCAUCCCCAUCGGCACCGUCAUCUUGGUGUCGAUUGUUGUCCCGUGGUUCUGGGCCACGCUCCCGCUCUACUUCAUCCUCGGCCUGGCAGUGUACAUGUACUGCCAAGAGGCCGAGACCAAGUUCAAGAAUCUGGAAGCUUCCAACAAGGCACCUAUGUUUUCGCAUCUGUCGGCAACGCUCGAGGGAUUGUUCAGCAUCCGGCUCUACAAUGCCCGGGAUCGCUUCGACUCGUUCAACCUAACGUUGAUCGAUGCAGACCACAAGGCACUCUACUCGCUUAUGCUUGUGAAAUCGAUGAUGUCCUUCUACAUCGAUAUCAUCUGCGCCCUCUUCAUCUACGUCACGGUGUUGUUCCUGGUCAUCUACGAGACACCAUCGUCCAAGGCCGGCCUGGCGCUUUCGAAUGCCCUUCAGCUCCUGCUAUUUGUGCACUGGCUCACGCGGACCAUGAGCGACGUGCACUCCAGCAUCUCGAGCGUGGAGUCCGUUGUCAAGUUCCAGGAACAGAUUCCGCACUCGCCCCCGCGGAUCAUCACCUCGAACCGCCCGCCCUCGAGCUGGCCCAAGGAAGGAGCUAUCGAGUUCAAAAAUGUGGUGCUGCGAUAUAACCGGUACGGUGUCGUGGUGCUCAAGAAUGUCUCGUUCAGGCUGUCGCCUGGCGAGAAAAUCAGCAUCGUUGGCCGCUCCGGCUCCGGAAAGACGACCAUUCUUGUUGCUCUCCUGCGCAUCGCCGAGGCGUCUGAGGGCGACAUUAUCAUCGAUGGCAUCAACAUCUCCACGAUCGGAAUUGCCGAUCUCCGCAGCCGCAUCGCCGUCAUUCCCCAGGAACCCAUCCUCCUGACUGGCACCAUUCGGUCAAACCUGGAUCCGUUCGGCUCUCGGACGGAUGAGGCAAUCUGGAACGCCUUGAAGAGUGUGCACCUGGGUGCCAAGAUCCAAGAAAUGCCCGAGCGCCUGGAUACCCCGAUUGCAGAAAAUGGAAAGACAUUCAGUGUCUCCGAGCGCCAGCUCUUCUGUAUCGCGCGUGCCAUUCUGCUGGACACCCGCGUUGUCGUUCUUGACGAGCCCACGAAUGCAAUUGAUGCCGAGUCCACCUCCCUCGUCGAGGAAACCAUCAAGCAAAACUUUGCCAAUGCGACGGUCAUUGUGCUCGCCAGCCGGUUCCACAACGUUAUCCGAUCCGACCGCAUCAUGGUUAUGGAUGCCGGCCGAAUCGUGGAGUUCGAUACCCCGAUCAACCUCCUCAACAACCCACGCGGCAAGUUCUCCCGCAUGGUAUCGCAAAAGGGCGACAUCGACGUGAUCCAGCUGAAGGAACAUGCCCGUGCCCACGCCGAUGACAGGUCGGCGAGCCGACGGACCAGCAAGGUGCAGACGAACGCUCGUCGUGCGAGCGAUACGACUUCACCGUCCCUGCUGGGCCAGCAGCUGUCGGACUCGUCGCUCCGCGACUUGGAUGCACGGCCAUCUGUUGCAUCGUCGUCGUCGUCCCAGUCCAGCUCUGACCUGAGUGUGCCGAAAAAAUCGGCCAUGCCCAAGAGCUUGGAAUUGCUGUUUGAGGGCCAGGACAUGGCGUCCGCAGCACCAGCCUCGGCGAUACCCAAGCGGCUGUCCGAGUCAGCCCGCAACCGAAGCGACGGCAGCCUGCGCGAGCUUGCUGCUACCAUUGCGGCCCAGCAGCGACAGAGCGGCCGCGGAUGA
This is a messenger RNA of Polychytrium aggregatum, 4398 nucleotides long. RefSeq names its product P-loop containing nucleoside triphosphate hydrolase protein. Gene Ontology annotation, cellular component: membrane. Gene Ontology annotation, molecular function: ABC-type transporter activity; ATP hydrolysis activity; ATP binding. Lineage: Eukaryota; Fungi; Chytridiomycota; Chytridiomycetes; Polychytriales. The transcript has 17 exons. Gene Ontology annotation, biological process: transmembrane transport. The coding region runs from base 1 to 4398 and encodes 1465 amino acids. The record is from RefSeq and is a predicted model, not a curated record.